Molecule: messenger RNA, 2151 nt
Organism: Lachancea lanzarotensis
Lineage: Eukaryota; Fungi; Ascomycota; Saccharomycetes; Saccharomycetales; Saccharomycetaceae
Product: LALA0S01e06722g1_1
Exons: 1
Coding region: 1-2151 (716 amino acids)
Biological process (GO): protein deubiquitination
Cellular component (GO): cytosol; nucleus
Molecular function (GO): cysteine-type endopeptidase activity; cysteine-type deubiquitinase activity
Source: RefSeq, a predicted model, not a curated record
AUGUCGACAUUUAAGAAAUGGCUCUCGAGGACAGAUAAGUUCGGAAAACAGCGAUCAGAAAGAUCAGAAAGACCAGAAAAGCCGUUGAUUGGUGGGAAAGAAGUUGAGAAAGAUGCUAAGAGUGGGGACAAAGUUGAAAAACUCGCUGUCGUGGGUGAUAAACUGUUGCACGCUGUUAUACCCGGAGAAAGCUCGAAAAUUGCAGUUUCGCAAAAUGGCGGGGGUACUACACCCAUGGAAAACACAACUCAUACUGAAAUUCAGGGCACAAACACUGGAUCCGCAACUCCUGUCGAUGGCAAAACCGGAUCUUCAAGCACCCUCAGCGACACUCAGAGCUUAAAGUCCGAUUUUGAACGGUUCUCGUUAGUAAGGCCUCAGAUCACCCCACUUUUGCCUUUUGGUGAUGGCUCAAAUAAGGUAUUUGGGUAUGAAAACUUCGGAAACACCUGCUACUGUAACUCGGUGCUGCAAAUCAUGUACAAUUUGCCAGAAUUGCGCAAUCACAUCUUGGAAUUUCCAGCUCGCAACGUGAAUGUCUCUAGAAGACGCAAAUCUGAAAUGCCUGGCGUGAAACCUCGCAUAUUCGACGAUACAAGUUUCUUACCCCCGUGUAACACCACUGACUCGUCGAAAAAAGCAAGCGGCGGCGGCGGCUGUAACAACAGUAGUCAAAGUUCGAGUAAAGACACGGGCUCUCGCAGAAGUUCAGCACCACAUUCCAGAGAUAGAGAGAACCACAGAUCUUCUACAAACUCAAGAAAUCAUAGAUCACAUAGUUCAGCUACCGUACACGGUACUGUAAUGGCUUCGGAUGCCAUAACGGAAAAACUGCAUGAAGGAUACACCAGAAUCGUGGUAGGACGCGUUCCUGGUAAAGUCGGAAAGACUAAAAUACCUCAAUCUAGCGACUCUAACUACUCAGCACAGGCUAACUCUUCGGCACUUUCUUCGGGUUCAACUUCGUCCUUUGGUUCCUCUGCCAAGCCUACGGAAACAUCAAGCGAAGAGCGUAAAAAAGCUGCUCUCAUAAGAGGACCGGUAUUGAACAUCGAUCAUAAUCUGAAGGACUACCUGGCGCCUAAUGAGAAACCCGGCCUGUACACUUCUUUGAAAGAUGUUUAUGAAAGCAUAGUGGAAAAUCGAUAUUUCACCGGAGUUGUAUCGCCCAUACAGUUCGUGGAGACUUUGAAACGCGAGAACGUGUUAUUUAGCACUAUGAUGCAUCAAGAUGCUCAUGAGUUUCUAAACUAUCUGCUAAAUGAAAUUCGCGAUUACGCCAACACAAAACAUGGAAAAGUGAACAAAGAGGAAACGUCCGCUCAAGCUAACUUUGUGGAUGAUUUAUUUAAGGGAACACUGACGAAUAGGACAAAAUGUCUGACUUGUGAUAAUGAAACUUUCUGCAACGAGCCGUUUCUGGAUUUUGCCAUAGAAGUAAAGGAUGAUGAGGAGACAGAUAUACAGACUACGCUAUCUGACUAUCAUCAAAGAGAAAUGCUCAAUGGAGCAAACAAGUUUUACUGUGAUGAAUGCUGUGGGCUACAGGAGGCCGAAAGGGUCGUUGGAUUGAAACACUUGCCAUUUUAUCUGUCUCUGCAUAUGAAGCGGUUCAAGUAUUCAGAGGAACAAAACUGCAAUACGAAACUUUUCAAUAAAAUUCAUUACCCAUUGAAUCUUAAAGUGUGCUCCACGUUUGACACCUCCAUUUGCAAACGAUACGAAUUGGUUGGAUUGGUGGUGCACAUGGGUGGAGGACCACACCAUGGCCACUACGUUUCAUUGUGCAAGACGGAUAAGUUUGGUUGGUUGUUAUUCGACGAUGAGACGGUAGAAACAGUGGAGGAAUCAACGGUGUUAAAGUUUGUCGGAAAUUCCGAUGAUCUAACCACGGCGUACCUUUUGUUUUAUAGAGAGGUCACGGAUUUCCGGCAAGAUUCUGAUGAAUAUGAGAAACGACAGGAAAAUGCAGAAGGUGUUGACCAACUUAUAAAGCUGGAUGAAAUAACUAGGGAGCACUUGGACAUUAACUGCGACCAUGCUGGAGAAUUGGAGGGCGUGCCUGAAGAGCGCUUUUCCAGUAAAGCUAAUUCAAAGGCUUCAAAAAGGCGGUCUAGACUUUUCAGUUUCAGGCGAUCACCAAAAGACUAG